AAUUCUACAUCGGCUUUGCACUCUGCUCGCAAAAUUGGUAAACACCUUUGGCAGUGAUUAAGUGAUUCAUUUUUCAUAAAUAUUAUUAAAUUCUUGAUAGAACAUAAGAUUUAUCUAAUAUUUAAUUAACCACUAUGGCUGCCACUUUAAAACCAUACCUUACCGCUGUACGCCACUCCCUUACAGCAGCGAUGUGCUUACAAGACUUCCCCUCCCAAGUGGUGGAACGUCACAAUAAACCUGAAGUGGAAGUAUGUUCCAGUAAGGAAUUGGUUCUAACACACAUUGUCAUUUCCCGCAACGAACGAGAACGUGUUUUCAUCGAGCCCUCCAUCAAUUCAGUACGCGUCAGCAUUGCUGUCAAGCAAGCCGAUGAAAUAGAAAAGAUCCUUUGUCACAAAUUCACCCGAUUUAUGAUGCGCCGUGCUGAAUCAUUUAUCAUUUUAAGGCGCAAACCCAUCGAAGGGUAUGACAUUAGUUUCCUAAUAACUAACUUCCAUACAGAACAAAUGUAUAAGCAUAAGUUGGUAGACUUUGUCAUUAGCUUCAUGGAGGAAAUAGAUAAAGAGAUCAGUGAAAUGAAGUUGGCCGUAAACGCUAGAGCUCGUACUUGCGCUGAGGAAUUCUUAAAAAGAUUCUGAACUAACAUCGAAGAGAUAAAGCAACCUUACCACCAGUCCGUAUUAUAUAUGAAUAUGUGUAGAUGGGUGGAGGUUGAAAGAGCAUUCAUCAACACAAGUAUUCCAUUAGCAUAUGUUUGUUUUGUGUGUUUCAGUUUUCUUUUUUCAUAAAUUUUAUAUUCUUUUUUUUUAAUGUAAAUGUACAAGACAAUUUUUAAAAAUUUCUUCUGCUAAAAUAAAAUUAAAUAAAUUGUUUCCUUACUUUUUCGAUAUUUAUGAAUUAAGUAAAGAGAUAAAAAGUU
Molecule: messenger RNA, 922 nt
Organism: Stomoxys calcitrans (stable fly)
Lineage: Eukaryota; Metazoa; Arthropoda; Insecta; Diptera; Muscidae
Gene: Arpc4
Product: actin-related protein 2/3 complex subunit 4
Exons: 1
Coding region: 135-641 (168 amino acids)
Biological process (GO): Arp2/3 complex-mediated actin nucleation; actin filament polymerization
Cellular component (GO): actin cytoskeleton; Arp2/3 protein complex
Molecular function (GO): actin filament binding
Source: RefSeq, a predicted model, not a curated record